AUGGCUACUAAUCUCGUUGAAACCUACGCAUGCGCCCCCUCCACGGAACGUGGCCGUGGGAUUCUAAUCUCCGGUAAUCCAAAAUCCAAUUCGAUCCUUUAUUGCAACGCAAGAUCCGUCGUCAUUCGUUACCUCGACCGUCCUCUCGACGUCGCCGUUUACGGUGAGCACAGUUAUCCCGUCACCGUAGCUCGUUACUCCCCCAACGGCGAGUGGAUCGCCUCCGCUGACGUCUCUGGAGUCAUACGAAUCUGGGGGACGCAUAACGAUUUCGUUUUGAAGAAUGAGUUCAAGGUCCUUUCGGGUCGGAUCGAUGAUCUACAGUGGUCUCCGGACGGGUUGAGGAUCGUUGCCUGUGGCGAUGGAAAAGGAAAGUCGUUUGUUCGCGCUUUUAUGUGGGAUUCGGGGUCAACAGUGGGGGAUUUUGAUGGGCACUCGAAGAGGGUGCUAAGUUGUCAUUUUAAACCGACGAGGCCGUUUCGAAUUGCAAGUUGUGGAGAAGAUUUCUUGGUGAAUUUUUAUGAAGGUCCACCCUUCAAGUUCAAGUUAUCUCACCGGGGGCAUUCAAAUUUCGUCAACUGCAUUAGAUUUUCACCAGAUGGCAGCAAACUAAUUAGCGUAAGCUCAGAUAAGAAGGGUUUAAUAUAUGAUGCAAAGAGUGGUGAAACAAUGGGAGCACUGUCCAGUGAAGAUGGUCAUACAGGUAGCAUUUAUGCUGUUAGCUGGAGCGGAGAUAGUAAACAUGUAAUUACUGUUUCUGCUGACAAGACUGCCAAGAUAUGGGAGAUAUUUGAGGAUGGUACGGGAAAAGUGACGAAAACAUUGGGAUGCACUGGAUCUGGUGGAGUGGAGGACAUGCUUGUUGGAUGUCUCUGGCAGAAUGAUCAUAUCAUUACAGUUUCCCUUUCUGGCACCAUUAACUUGUACUCUGCUAGUGAUCUUGAUAGACAACCAUUAUGUUUGUCUGGACAUAUGAAGAACGUAAAUACAUUAACUCUACUCGAAAGCGACGAAAAGACGAUUUUAUCCAGCAGCUUCGAUGGAUAUAUUUUUAGAUGGAUUCCAGGGACAGGAUACAGUGGCAAAUUAAAGAGGAAGGAUGAUUCUCAAAUUAAAUGUUUGGUUGCGUUCAAAGAAGAGAUAAUGACAUCUGGAUACAACAACAAGGUAUGGAGAAUUUCUCUAGAUCAAGAAAAAUCUGAGCAGGCAGAACAUAUAGAUGUCGGCAGUCAGCCAAAGGACUUGAGCCAGGCCAUUAAUUCCCCUGUGCUGGCUUUAGUUUCAACUGAUUCUGGAGUUCUAUUGCUUAAGGAUCUGCAAGUACUUUCAAACAUCAACCUUGGGUUUGCAGUGACAGCAUCUGUUAUUGCACCUGAUGGAAGUGAGGCUAUUGUGGGGGGCCAGGAUGGUAAGUUGCAUAUAUAUUCUGUCUCAGGUGAUUCUCUUAAAGAAGAAGCAACCCUUGAGAAGCAUAGAGGUCCAAUUAGCGUACUACAGUAUUCACCAGAUUUUUCCAUGUUUGCUUCCGCUGAUCUAAACCGUGAAGCAGUUGUUUGGGAUCGUACCUCCAAAGAGGUGAAGCUUAAUAACAUGUUGUUCCACACGGCUCGUAUCAAUUGUCUUGCUUGGUCUCCUAAUAGCACCAUGGUGGCUACGGGAUCACUAGACACUAAUGUAAUCAUAUAUGAAAUUGCGAAACCUGCUUCCAACCGCAUAACCGUAAAGCAUGCUCAUCCUGGUGGAGUUUAUGGUUUGGUUUUUAUUGAUGACUGCACUGUGGCUAGUUCAGGGGAGGAUGCCUGCAUCCGUGUUUGGAAGAUAGUGCAGUAAUAUGCAUAUGACACGAAUAAUGCAGGACACAAUUUCCUUUCUCAGCUAUUUUGC
This is a messenger RNA of Hibiscus syriacus, 1884 nucleotides long. Its product is annotated as actin-interacting protein 1-2-like. Gene Ontology annotation, molecular function: actin filament binding. Gene Ontology annotation, cellular component: cortical actin cytoskeleton. The transcript is spliced from 7 exons. The record is from RefSeq and is a predicted model, not a curated record. NCBI's taxonomy places the organism in Eukaryota, Viridiplantae, Streptophyta, Magnoliopsida, Malvales, Malvaceae. Gene Ontology annotation, biological process: actin filament depolymerization; positive regulation of actin filament depolymerization. Bases 1 to 1830 code for a protein of 609 amino acids.